AUGUUUUUCAAAUGCUUUAAGGAAUGCGAUUCAAGCACUCCGACCAGUUCGGCGGACCCAUAUUCUUUACCAGAAGAAUAUCAGAACAGUAACAGCGGGCAAAAAACUGUAUUAAAUCGACCAAAGGCUUCGUCAGUUACACCGGUACCAAAGGCUACGUCAGGACCGUUAAAUCGACCGAUAAUUGCAGCAAAACCAAAAACUUCUGCAAUCACUAAUCGAACACAGCUGAAGGGUCAACAUGAACCGGAUUAUGAUAAACCGAGUGCCGGUGAUGAAAAUGUGGUCAAAGUUGCUUGGCGUUUAGCAAAAUUAGCUGCUCCACUUGGCACUGGAAAUCAAACGGAUGCUCCAUUAUGGAGUCGGCGAAAUGCAAAAAAUCUUGAGCUGAAGAAUAAAGAAACAGAAACUGUUGGUAAUCUAACAAAAGUGAUAGAUGCUAUGUACACUAAUGAUAUCGGUUCCUCAUCGCCAUCAUCAUCGGGUAUUGUAGCUGAUGCCAGUGAUUCGGCUACCGAAUAUCCACAAACGUCAAGUAAUCUAUCUGAGCACGAUUCGCCGUAUGAUUAUCCGCGACCGCGAACUGAAGCAGCAACAAAAUUUGGUCAAAUGAUACCAAAACGUCUGUAUCAACAACAGUCAGACAAAGCUUCACCAAACACCGUUUCACAGCCACCGUCUUUAAUUGCUAAUCAUUAUGAGAAUGCUAACAGUAUCCAACGGCCAUAUCCAGCCGGUUCUGUACAAUCGCACCCUGUACAACAGGGUUCAACAUCAGUUUUACAGAAUGUAUUUGACGGUUUAGACAGCAGUCGUGAUACGUCUGUGGAUACCGAUGUUUCAUCGUAUAAUACCGGGACGUUGACUCAACCAAAAAGUGAACGAAACGCAGCAGUGGAUGAUGGUGGAAACAGUAGAAAACGUGCGGUUUGUGGAAAACUUUCUGAUAAUUUUCGAUUGCUGGAAAAAAAUAUUAAAAAUAUUGAAAAUUGUACAGCACCACAAGCCUGGCGACAACCACAUAUUCUAAAGAAAAAUCUUUCGACCAUUAAAGAUUCCACCGAAACAGUUGUUACGGCACUUGGCGAUUUUUUGGAUGCAGUCAGUCGUAUAGCCAUUGAUCCAUCAAAUUCAAAAAUUGAAGUUGUUUUUACAGAGCUUAAACAACUGCUAAAUCCACUUGGAAACUCAUAUUGGUUGCUGUCUCAAAUUAAGCAAAAUAUUGACCAUACCGGUUGGACAUUAGGUUCAUUGGCAAGACCAAAAAAUAAAACUGGUACAACUAUUGGAAACGAUGCUUUAGACCAAUUUGUUGCUGUUGUUAAACAGGUUCCUGCUGACUGUAAUAAAAUGCUACAAUGGGCAACGGCAUUGGUUCCUUCACCUUCUAUAAGAUUUUUGAUGUCUUCCUCGAACGAUCAGACUACUCCAAAUCCCGAUUCUGCUGGACUAUAUUCAAUGCAUAAUUCUGAUUUUUUUAAAAGGUCGUCGGACUUUGACAACAGUUCAAAUGAUUCCAAACGUUGCUCAGUUACUUCUACAUUGACAGCGUCAAGUUCAAGCGAUCUUCAAACACCUUCAGCAACAAGGCUUCGCUCCAAUUUUGGUGUUUUGUCCAACAAUCAAAACGGAUAUCCUGUUCCAGAAGUGAACAAUUCUUAUAAUUAUGGUCAACGAUUAGCGACACCUGCUACCCCGCAGUGUACCAUUAGCCAGUCUAACAGUAACGGUGAAAGUCGAGUUUUUGAAGAAGACGAUUUAGAAUCUGUUUUAAGCGACAGAGAAAGUCUUUCUCAGGACUAUGGACUAACUGGCGAAGACACUCAUGGAUCACUUCGGAAACGACCAAUUACAAAUGGCCCACCUUCUAUACAGCUUAGUUCUGAACUUACGAGCAAGCUGUCUGAUGAUGAUCGUCAGCUUCUCAGGUUUUAUGCUCCACAACUAGAGUCUCACAUUGUGUUCUUAUCAGGAGCUAUUGAAGAAUUUUUGAGUAUAGUUGAAGAGCAAUUACCGCCACGUGAAUUUGUUCAGAAGGGUAAACUGAUCAUUCUUACUGCGCAUAAACUGAUUUAUAUUGGUGACAACAUUGCACAGUGUGUAUCAGCACCGUUUUUGACUGCCGAAGCCCAGAAGGCAGCUGAUCGGCUUUGUUGUGUGCUGAAAAACUGUGUUCAGGCAACUAAGAAUGCCGCCGACAAGUAUCCGGACGUGUCUGCUGUGCAGACAAUGGUUGAUUCGGUUGUCACGGUAUCCCAUGCUGCCUAUGAUCUAAAACUUCUGGUAAAGCAGUGCUGUUGA
Messenger RNA from Enterobius vermicularis (human pinworm), 2301 nucleotides. The record is from the annotation of a GenBank genome assembly. NCBI's taxonomy places the organism in Eukaryota, Metazoa, Nematoda, Chromadorea, Rhabditida, Oxyuridae.